GUCAUCAAACUGCGACAUAUGAAACAAGCGCCACAUUUUUUGCUGCGGCAAAACAUUUCCAUCGCUACAAGCUUACAGCCACAGUUUACCACAUUUGGGGCGAACAUCAGGACAAACGUUAAUGCACUAUGAGUUUAUUUGGGGCAAACACCGGGUUUGGAGCCGGAGGGACCGGUGUCUUCGGAAACACAACAACAGACAGCCACAACCCCAUGAAGGAUGUUGAAGUGACUUCUCCUCCAGAUGACAGCAUCAGCUGUCUGGCUUUCAGUCCCCCCACCAUGCCAGGAAAUUUCCUGAUCGGAGGAUCCUGGGCCAAUGAUGUCCGGUGCUGGGAGGUGCAGGACAAUGGACAGACUGUCCCCAAAGCCCAGCAGAUGCACACAGGUCCAGUGCUGGAUGCCUGUUGGAGCGAUGAUGGGAGUAAAGUCUUUACUGCUUCCUGUGACAAAACAGCCAAGAUGUGGGAUCUUAACAGCAAUCAAGCGAUGCAGAUUGCCCAGCAUGACGGUCCGAUCAAAGCGAUCCACUGGAUAAAAGCCCCAAACUACAGCUGUAUCAUGACUGGCAGUUGGGACAAAACACUGAAGUUCUGGGACACCCGCUCUCCCAAUCCCAUGAUGUCUCUGCAGAUGCCAGAGAGAUGCUACUGUGCAGAUGUUGUAUACCCCAUGGCGGUCGUUGCCACAGCUGAGAGAGGCCUGAUAGUGUACCAGCUGGAGAACCAGCCCUCUGAGUUUCGCAGAAUAGACUCUCCUCUCAAACAUCAGCAUCGCUGUGUUGCCAUAUUCAAGGACAAGCAGAACAAACCCACAGGCUUUGCACUGGGAAGCAUUGAGGGCCGAGUGGCCAUCCAUUAUAUCAACCCUCCAAACCCAGCCAAAGACAAUUUCACCUUUAAGUGCCACAGGUCCAAUGGAACCAACACAACCACUCCGCAGGACAUCUAUGCUGUGAAUGCUAUCUCCUUCCAUCCUGUCCAUGGCACCCUGGCUACUGUGGGCUCAGACGGGCGCUUCAGCUUCUGGGACAAAGACGCCCGCACCAAGUUGAAGACAUCAGAGCAGCUCGACCAGCCCAUCACAGCCUGCUGCUUCAACAACAAUGGCAACAUCUUUGCAUAUGCUUCCAGUUACGACUGGUCAAAGGGCCAUGAGUACUACAACCCCCAGAAAAAGAACUACAUCUUCUUGAGGAAUGCUGCAGAGGAGCUGAAGCCUCGGAACAAGAAAUGAUUCGUCGUGCCAAGUCGCAUCUCCCGUGAGGAAAUUGCGGAAGACCUGCUGCUUUAGUGUGUGUAUAUGCUCAAGACAGACUCCUUCCUUUUGGCAAACACCUGGACCAAUGCCGUGGUGUGUACUGUACAUGGACCAAUCAGACGGGCCUACCCAACCUGGUGUUGAUGACAGCUGCGUGGCAAUUGGUCUCAUAGAGGUCCUCAUAGAAGGGGAGGGAUUUAUUUGUCAUUCAUCUUGAUGUUUCGAUUUUUUUAAUGUGUCAAGUCUUAUUUUUUUUUUUUACAGCUUUCCAAAGACUUUUCAUUCUCUUAUGACUUGCUGUUACUCCAUGGUUCGGCUCCAUUAAUGAAACUGAGAUGUAAAAUAAAUAAGUGCAUACUAUUAGAUUUGAACAUGUUUAUUCCAAGCUGAGGGGGUAAUUGGGUUAAAACAUUACCUACUGUGUUGGCUGUAUAGAUGUGGUGGAUUCACAGAACUGUAUUGUGCAUGCGAAACCAUGACUUUGACCACUAUCUCAUAUUUUCGAUGUAAAUCUUUGGAAUCCUUACAAAAUCAAAAUGAUAAACUUUGGACAACAUCUGUAUCACUA
Messenger RNA from Dicentrarchus labrax (European seabass), 1827 nucleotides. RefSeq names its product ribonucleic acid export 1 (gene rae1). Gene Ontology annotation, molecular function: ubiquitin binding; RNA binding. The record is from RefSeq and is a predicted model, not a curated record. Gene Ontology annotation, cellular component: nuclear pore. Gene Ontology annotation, biological process: RNA export from nucleus; transcription-dependent tethering of RNA polymerase II gene DNA at nuclear periphery. The transcript has 13 exons. Bases 129 to 1235 code for a protein of 368 amino acids. Lineage: Eukaryota; Metazoa; Chordata; Actinopteri; Moronidae.